Molecule: messenger RNA, 2312 nt
Organism: Bombyx mandarina (wild silkworm)
Lineage: Eukaryota; Metazoa; Arthropoda; Insecta; Lepidoptera; Bombycidae
Biological process (GO): regulation of transcription by RNA polymerase II
Cellular component (GO): nucleus
Molecular function (GO): DNA-binding transcription factor activity, RNA polymerase II-specific; RNA polymerase II transcription regulatory region sequence-specific DNA binding
Source: RefSeq, a predicted model, not a curated record
UUUCUGUUUUCAGUGUACAUAUUGUGUCAAUGUUUAGUGAAUAAAGUGAAUUUUACAUGUUUUUUUCGUAAAAUAAACAAUAGAUUCAUAUAAAAUUAACAUAAAAAUAAGUUAGUUAAUCUUUUAGGAGUAAUAUCAUGCUAUAGAAGAAAAAAUGGACGUCACACCAGUGGUAACUGUGAAAUGCGAGCCGGUGGAUGUACUCGAGCAAGGCGAUAUGGACCAGCUGCAGAACCACAGCGAGCCGGCACCAGGACACAAUGCCGUCAACUAUCCUCAAUACUCCCAACAAAUAAUAAACAAUAUGGCAUAUUAUUUUACGGCUAAUUCAUUGAACACUGAAAUUAAAUUGGAAACUGAUGUGAAACAUGAGCCUGAAGAGUCCGAAGAUGCUGAUGAAUCUAAGAAAAAGAUCAAAAAGGAAGAUAGAGUGAAAUGUCCGUUAUGCCCUAAGACGUUCAAAAAUCAGGCCAACAUGAAAAGUCACGUGACGCAUUUGCACACCGAGAACGCCGUGGAAUGUCCGCAGUGCAAUAGGAACUUUAAAUCGUAUGCUCACUUGAAAUCGCACGUCGAUAGCGUCCACGUGGCCGAGGGCGAAGCGAAAGCCUGCGACUUGUGCGGUAAAGAAUUCGCCAAUAAAAAGAAACUGAGCAACCAUAAGUUCUAUGCUCACUCCAAGCCCGAAGAAAGGGUGACUUGCCCAAUUUGCAAUAAGUCAUUUGCUAAAAAGUACAAACUAAGAGUGCACAACCGUAACGUACACAAUCCCGGCGAAGCAGCGAAAUGCCCUCAAUGCGAUAAAGAAUAUAAAAGCAAGAUGCUGCUCCGAAGGCACAUGCUGUGGAGCCAUCCGGAAGAGGGAAAAACAUAUGUGUGCGAGGACUGCGGGAAGGAGUUUCCUACUUUUCCCGUAUACAAGAAGCAUACCUGGAACGUACACGGCGCCAGUCGCGAGAUGACCUGCGAAAUAUGCCAUAGGACGUUGGCAUCGAAGAAAUCGUGGCUCCGUCAUAUGCGAUGCGUGCACAAGGACGGCAGACCUGCCGCUAAGCAGAUGAAGGUCGGUACCUUACCGUGCAUGAUAUGCGACAGAAAGUUCACAACGAACACAGCGCUUUAUUGGCACUUGGAGCAAACACAUUCUGAAGUCCAACAAAACUCGAAAACCUGCCCCAUUUGUUCUAAAAAGUUCACGGAAUACUAUGUGAUGAGGAGGCAUCUGGAAAUGGUGCAUCCCAUCGAAACUGCGACCUGUGAGAUCUGCAAUAAGACCUUUAAAUCUGCCGCCAACCUGGAGAGCCACAUGCGAGUGACCCACGCCCCGCCAGAAGCGGCCAAGCAGUGCGACAUGUGCCAGAAGAUAUUUAAAUGCUCGAUGCACUUGCGCAUUCACAUGAACACCGUCCAUCCGAAGGACGGUAAAGCAACUUGUGACAUAUGCAACCGGGAGUUUGCAUCGAAACGAUAUCUAGCCUCGCACAAGCAAAUACACGUUAAAGUCAGACAGUUUCACUGUGUGAUCUGCGGCAAGUCCUUUAAAAGGCAGGUGGAUCUGAGCAAGCACACGAGGAAAGUUCACAAUAAGAAAAAACCUAAAACUGAAGAGGUGCCAGUAUCUAAGUGUCUGAAGUGCGGUACAUGUUUUACUAAUGAUCAGGAGUUGCAUGAGCAUAUAGUGUCAUGUGAGAAUACCGGGGUCAAUCUGUCCAUAGUGAAGAUCGAAGUUGAGGAGUUGGAUGAAGGGCAAGAGGUUUGCAUGUGACAGAAGACGAGACAAACUUAAACUUGGCCGAUGGCACUUCAAGCCUGAAGAUUGAGAUUGUCCCAUUAAAACUAUUGUAUUAGAAACAACUCCACUGCUGAAGAUACCUGUUGAAAACAGCUUGCAUUCUGUGAUCUUACUCGAGCCUCAUAAAUGUGUUACAUACAAAAGUUAAUGAACUUUUAGAGUGUAUUGUAAAAUAAUUAUAUUCUUGAUAUUGAUGUCAAAGCUGAGCCCGCUAUCAUGUGGGAUGAAUAGUUAGGAAGAAUGAAGGAGAAGAGGUAAGGUUUUAGAAGUUAAGAAAGUUCCAGGAAGGCAAUUCCCUUUGCACACUUAAUGAUUUUUCAUGUGUGACUCACGGAUAUGAAUUUUAGUUGUUUAUGAAGUGAGUUCAUAUUGGCUUCUAAUGACUAGUGUGAGAAUCGGUUGUACUUACAUGUUGUUUGGUGCCAGUCCAAUAGGAACACAAAUAUAUAUAUUGAUGGGUGAAAGACCAUUUUGUUUAAGCGACAUUAAUCUUUGUAAUUAAAGGUUCGUUUUAUUUGAU